GUAGUUGAUGGUGUAUUCUUGGCGGGUAGAUGAGAAUGUCAACAUUGGAAGGGGAAAAAUGGAGGAUGUUGCUAACUGUCGGUCGAACGAGAACAGUUCAAGAGACUCUGGUCAAACAAGUGAAAAUAUAAGUUCAGUCGUGUCAGUACAGACCGGUGUCGCCGAAAAUGUCCCGGUUAAAUGUGAGCCGCGCCGGAGCAGACUGAAGGUCUUCAAUAAAGUUAUGGAGAAAAGCCUCCAGCGGCUUAUAGCAGAUGCGAGUUUCAACAGGUUUGCCCACUCGUUCCAUCCGCUGUGUAAGCAGAAUCCGCAGAUGGCAGAGGUCAUCCACAAGCAGUUCAUAAGCGAUCUGCAGAAAGCUAUCCAGGAGGACAUAAACAAAGUGAUAGAGGAAGGGGACCUACAGGUGAAACUGGAGGAGUUGGACAGACUAGAAGAGCAGGCUAAAGACACCCCAGGGCCUGCAUGGCGACCCAGUGGCGUUCCUGAGCAGGAUGUGUGCAGUGUGUUGAUUCCCUAUCACCGGGGGCAGGAGGAGUAUGUGCGCAGAGAGCUGAGGAAGCUACAGAAGGAGAAUGCGGCUCUGGCUCAGAGAGUACAGUCUGGCCGAGACACUAUCACACACACGGAACAGCGCAUAUCAGCAGCUGUGGAUGAGUGGAAGGCAUCUGUUGCUGAUUUGGAAUCGUUUGUCUCAUCACUUUGUCCAUCUGAAAAUUUUGAGUCUCUCUGAGCUCCUGUGGACCAAAUCAACGUUCAAACUCUAUUUUAGUUAUUUUAAAGAUAAUUUGUAUUGUUUUAUUCUGCAAAAAUUUUCCAUUAAAUCUGUUUCUUGUUGUA
This is a messenger RNA of Ictalurus punctatus (channel catfish), 840 nucleotides long. It is a transcript of the gene pmf1, whose product is annotated as polyamine-modulated factor 1. Gene Ontology annotation, biological process: chromosome segregation. The coding region runs from base 8 to 733 and encodes 241 amino acids. Gene Ontology annotation, cellular component: MIS12/MIND type complex. Lineage: Eukaryota; Metazoa; Chordata; Actinopteri; Siluriformes; Ictaluridae. The transcript has 5 exons. The record is from RefSeq and is a predicted model, not a curated record.